This is a messenger RNA of Amoebophrya sp. A25, 773 nucleotides long. The record is from the annotation of a GenBank genome assembly. Lineage: Eukaryota; Dinophyceae; Syndiniales; Amoebophryaceae.
UUCAAUAGGACAGCUUUUAUUCUCUCGAUUUGUUCUCGAGAAGUUCCGUUUCCUCGAUGGUACUAGACACAUCGACCAUGGCACAAAGAUACUUAGUGCCAAGAGACCUACUACAAUCCUUGGCAUCGUCUGACAGACCAGUGGUGCCAGCAGGCACUACGCAGACAGAAAGGCCGCCUGAAAUAGAUUGCUGGGAUGCGUUUGAUUGAAUCAAAGGUCGAAAAACCGCAUUGAUUUUUAGAAACUAGAUAAUCGUUAUAGAAGAAUGGCAAGAUGAUGUAUUGAAUUUGAUGUAUGGCGCGCGACGCUCUCAAGAAAAGCAACUUAAAAUGAAUUGCACGUCGUUAACUACAUAAAAAGAAACUACAAACUGGAAGCAAGCAACAUUAUACCAAAAAGGAUUACAACUACAAGUGAACCAGGUUUGUUAAACAAUAGUAAUAGUUUUCGUUGGAAAUGGAUCAACAGCUCAUUUGACGGGCUUUUUGUGGUUCGAAUUUGUUUGAUUCUCGUCCGUAAGAAAAAUGACCCUGGAAUUGGAAGAAAAGAAGAUUGGCCUUCAUUAACGCGCAAAGAUUUUAGAGAAAGUUUCGAUUGGAAAAAAUUUAGAAUGUCCGCUCGCUACAAUCAUUGCCUUGAUUUGAAACCAGAGAAAUAUUGAUGUUUCGCAUGUGGUCGAAAAAGAGGUUUUUUUUGCUUGGUUAGACUUACGAGAUAGAUUUUCCGUGGACAAUGUCUACAUGUUUCGAAAGUUUAGAAGAUGAAUGAAUACG